Durusdinium trenchii is the source of this 2457-nucleotide messenger RNA. The record is from the annotation of a GenBank genome assembly. Lineage: Eukaryota; Dinophyceae; Suessiales; Symbiodiniaceae.
AUGUUGUUGCAGUAUGUACGCUACACCGACGACCAGCAGAUUCCCGCGCUCUUUGGAUAUCCAGUCUUGAGUGAAGUGGCCACCGGAAAGCUAGAGCACCUGGACGUGAGUGAAGCUUUGAAGAUCGAGGGUGUGGUGGACGUGGCCGUGUGGGCGCGGCGUAGCUUCGCGGCGUUCGGAAGACGCGUGUGGGCGCGAAGCGGGAGCGGGGGCAGGUACCAGGUUGAGAUUGGCGAGACGCUCGGUGAUUGGCGAGUUCUGACAGGUCAACAGCUGGCGCUGGUGGUGGCGGAUUCCUAUCGCACGGCCAAGCGAGGCGCUGGCGCGGUGCAGGUGAAGAUCGCCAACGCCAACGAAGACGCGAUCAUUACUCUCGACCAAGCGAUCGCUGCGGAGUCCUACCUGGACAGCGCGCACUUCCGCAAUACCGUGGACAAGGGCGAUUUGGAGGAAGGCUUCAAGGCCAGUGACCUCGUCUUUGAGGGGACUACCUACGUCAUCGGACAGCAUGCCUUCCCUUUGGAGAAGCAAACUGCGCUGGCCGUGCCCGAAGAGAAGAAGGGCAUGACGGUCUGGCACUCCACGCAGGGCCACGACUUCACACGAGCCAAGCUCGCGGGAGUCCUGGGUGUCCCUGGCUCCUCCGUGGUGUGCAAGCAAAGCCGCGCGGGCGGCGCCUUUGGUCCCAAGAACAGCCGCCAGGUGCCGACGGCCGCCAUGGCAGCGGUGGCCGCGCACAAGCUAGACAAGGCAGUGCGUGUGGCUUAUGAAGCUACCCUGGAGCAGUUAGCGGUCGGCGGCCGACACAGCUUCAAGACGCAGUACAAGGUUGGUGUGAACAAGGACGGCAAGAUCCAAGCGUGCAACGUGGAAUCCUGGUGCAACGGCGGAUGCACCCACGACUUCACAGGAUUCUUGAACUUGGAGAUGGGGGAGGCGAUCCCUUCCGUGUACUGGUGGCCCAACAUGAAGAUCAAUGUGCACGCGAUGAAGACCAACCUCCCCAGCAACACCGCGGUGCGCUCCUUUGGAAGUCCUCAAGGCAACUUCGUGUGCGAGGCCAUCAUUGAGGACGUUGCUGGCAGGUUGGGAAAGCCUGUGGAGGAAAUUCGAGAGAUCAAUAUGUGCACCCGAGAGAAUGCGGUGACGCCUUGGGGGCAGCCCAUGGAGUACUACAACGCAGACAUGCUUUGGAAGAAGCUGAAGCAGGAUGCUUCCUUUGUGGAGCGCGAGAAGCAGUGCGAGGCCUUCAAUGCCCAGCACCGUUGGCGCAAGCGCGGCAUCAGCGCAGUGCCCUUGGCCUACGGCCACUGCUAUGCCUAUGCCGCCGGCACCGGAGCGUUGGUGAACAUUCAUGGCGACGACGGCUCAGUGACGGUGCAUCACGGCGGCUGCGAGAUCGGACAAGGCAUCCACACGAAGGUGGCGCAGGUCGUGGCCGUCUCCUUGGGCUGCCCAUUGGACCUGAUCCGCGUGGCCGACACCAACACCGAGGUCGUGCCCAAUGCGCGCUUCACCGGCGGUUCCAUCACCACGGAGGUGGUGUGCGAAGCAGCGCGCCAGGCCUGUAAACAACUUCUGGAAACCUUGCGCCCUCACCGAGAGUUCUUGGUGAAGCGCGACAGCAAGGAGCCCAGUUGGCCAGAGCUGGUCGCCGCAGCCAACGCGGUUCUGGGGCAUCAGGAGAAGUUAUCAGCCACAGGCAUCUUCUCGCCAGCUGGGAACAAGUACACGACGGAUGUGGAGGGCAACGCGCUGGGAACCUACCACGGUGACUACUUCACCUACGGUGCUGGCAUUUCAGAGGUUGAGUUGGAUGUGCUCACAGGAGAGAUCAGGCCCUUGCGCUCGGACAUCCUCUACGACGUGGGGCAAUCGAUCAAUCCGGGUAUUGAGAUUGGACAGCUGGAGGGAGCCUUCGUGUAUGGCAUUGGCUAUUAUUUGUAUGAGGAGCCCUUGAGGGACGCGCGCGGUGUGGAGCGCUCCCAAGGGGUGUGGGCUUACAAGCCGCCGAUGGCACCAGAGGUGCCGAUUGAGUUCAAAGUGGAGUUGCUGCGAGACAACCCCUUCCCCAAGGGCGUCUUGGGGUCCAAGGCCAUCGGAGAACCACCUUUCAUGUUAGCAUACAGUGUCCUGGGCGCAGCGAAGAAGGCCAUUGCGUCGGUGCGGAAGGAGAAUGGUCUGCCAGAGCAUUUCCAGAUGCCCAUGCCCUGCACGGUGGAUGCCAUCCAGAAGGCCUGUCUCUUAGGGUCGGCUCCGGUCGCGUCGGGUUGGGUGGAGGCGAAAGCGAGGAGCGGAGCGGUUGAUGAUGCGAGGUGGAGGGCCUUGGGUUUGGAGUUGAGGUUGGGGGGAGUGUUUUUGGUUGGAAGGCGAGAGAGAAGUUGUAAAGCGGACGGCCAGAUGUCCUGGGACACAUCGCAACAAUCACAGGUCACACAGGACGUGACCGGUGCGUAG